UAUAUGCAAGUAUAUCUCUCUCCAUUAAUGGCCAAAGUUCAUCCAACAUCUUCUUCUUCAUCAUCAUCAUCUUUGUAUUCUCCAUUGAUGAGUUCUGAAAGACAAGUAUUCACCAUUUGGAUGAAGUCUCUAGUCUUGAAUGGCUAUGGUUGCACUAUCUAUGACUCCAAAGGCCUUGUAGUCUACCGUAUGGAUAACUAUGAUUCUAAAUCCAGUCAUGAAGUUUUCUUCAUGAAUUCAUCUGGCAAAACUCUCUUCAAAAUACUCAAAAAGAAUGUUGGGGUGUUUGGGCAAUGGAGAGGGUAUAGAAGUGGAAGUGGAGAAGAAGGUAUGGAAGUGGAGGAGAAGAAGCCAUGGUUCACUGCAAAGAAAGUUUUGAGAAUUGUAAAAAGAGAUGGAAAAUCAUGGGGAGUUACAGUGAUGGUUGGAAGUGGGAAUGAUGGUGAUGAACACUGUUGUUAUAAGAUUCAUGGUUCUUAUCAUAAUAAAGGUUAUAAGAUUACUAACUUUGUUGGAGAUCUCAUUGCUGAGGUGAAAAGAAAAGAAACAGAGAAAGGAGUUGUGCUUGGAGAGGAUGUGUUGAAUUUGGUGAUUGAGCCAAAUUCAGACCAGAUGUUGAUCAUGGGACUUGUUGUAGUUUGUGGUCUCACAAAUCAUAGCUUGUGAAAAUAUAUAUAUAUAUUUUUAUUUUUUUGGAAGAUAAUAUAGUUUGAAUAGAGAUAGUAACAAAGACAAAAAAAUUGGCCGCCUCUUAUAACUUAUUGGUACUGAAUCUUUUGUAUAGAAUAUAUAUAUAUAUUUUUAGAA
This is a messenger RNA of Dioscorea cayenensis subsp. rotundata (Guinea yam), 807 nucleotides long. Its product is annotated as protein LURP-one-related 3-like. The transcript has 3 exons. The record is from RefSeq and is a predicted model, not a curated record. Bases 4 to 666 code for a protein of 220 amino acids. Lineage: Eukaryota; Viridiplantae; Streptophyta; Magnoliopsida; Dioscoreales; Dioscoreaceae.